Neodiprion fabricii is the source of this 4929-nucleotide messenger RNA. It is a transcript of the gene eIF3a, whose product is annotated as eukaryotic translation initiation factor 3 subunit A. The record is from RefSeq and is a predicted model, not a curated record. Gene Ontology annotation, molecular function: mRNA binding; translation initiation factor activity. The coding region runs from base 149 to 3718 and encodes 1189 amino acids. The transcript has 6 exons. Gene Ontology annotation, cellular component: eukaryotic translation initiation factor 3 complex, eIF3m; eukaryotic translation initiation factor 3 complex, eIF3e; multi-eIF complex. Gene Ontology annotation, biological process: translation reinitiation; formation of cytoplasmic translation initiation complex. Lineage: Eukaryota; Metazoa; Arthropoda; Insecta; Hymenoptera; Diprionidae.
GCUUGUUCUUUCACCAGAACACGCGGUAUCGUGUCCGCAGUUGGACGAUUCGCGGAGGGAAAAACUCAAGGCGAUCCCGGUCUUCCGAGUACUGAAAAUUUUCACAACGUGUCUGAUGUGAAACCAGUGAUACUCGGCAACAAACAAGAUGGCAAGAUACGGGCAGCGACCCGAAAAUGCUCUGAAAAGAGCCAACGAGUUCAUCGAGGUUGGAAAACCGGCGCGGGCAUUAGAUACCCUUCAGGAAGUGUUCCGGAACAAGAAAUGGACGUACAAUUGGUCGGAGUCGGUCCUGGAGCCGAUAAUGUUCAAGUACCUGGACCUCUGUGUGGAGUUGAAGAAAUCUCACAUAGCAAAGGAGGGUUUAUUCCAGUACCGGAACAUGUUCCAGUCCGUCAACGUCGGGAGUUUGGAAAAUGUGAUUCGCGGGUAUUUGCGGAUGGCCGAGGAGAAGACGGAGGCCGCACGAAAGCAGAGUCAGCAGGCAGUCAUCGACAUUGAUGAUUUGGACAACCUUGCGACCCCGGAAAGUAUAUUGCUGUCCGCGGUUAGCGGUGAAGAUGCGCAGGAUCGCAGCGACAGAACAAUCCUGACACCGUGGGUAAAAUUUCUCUGGGAAUCGUACUGCCAGUGUCUGGAAUUACUGAGGACAAACGCUCAUGUCGAGACACUCUACCACGACAUCGCAAGGAUGGCGUUUCAGUUCUGCCUAGAGUAUAACAGGAAGACGGAGUUCCGAAAGCUCUGUGAAAAGCUGCGCAAGCAUCUGGAAGAAAUCUGCAAGCUCCCGCCACUGGUUUCAAACGUCUCGAUAAACAAAGCUGAGACUCAGCAGCUGAACUUGGAGACCCGUCUGAACCAGCUCGAUUCCGCCAUACAGAUGGAGCUGUGGCAGGAGGCAUACAAAGCCAUCGAGGACAUCCACGGGCUGAUGAAUCUAUCUAAGAAACCUCCGGUACCCAAAACCAUGGCCAAUUACUACCAGAAGUUGGCUAUGGUCUUCUGGAAGGCUGGUAAUUACCUUUUCCAUGCCGCCGCCCUUUUCAAACUCCUUCAACUCUCGAGGGAGAUGAAAAAGAAUAUGUCGCUGGAAGAGCAGCAACGCAUGGCGAACCGAGUUCUCCUCGCCACGUUGUCCAUUCCUCUACCUUCCGCGCAUCCAGAAUUCGACCGUUUCAUUGAAACGGACAAAAGUCCGCUGGAAAAGGCUCAGAGACUGGCGGUUCUGUUGGGUCUCACUCAGCCACCGACCCGGGUUUCGCUACUGAAGGACAUCGUCAGGCUGAAUGUUGUCAAUCUGGCCUCACCGCACCUCCAGGACCUCUACUCAUGGCUCGAGGUGGAAUUCCAUCCGUUGGAAUUGUGCACCCGUGUUGAGACCAUCAUUCAGAGUCUACAAGCUGAUGAAAACAGCCCGUUGGUUCAGUACGUACCUGCACUACAGGACGUCACGUUGGUUCGUCUUGUUCGUCAGAUAUCGCAGGUCUACCAGACAGUUCAGUUUGCACGGCUGAUCGAGCUCGCCAAGUUCACGACCGAUUUUCACCUCGAGAGACUCCUCGUAGACUGCGUCAGGUACAACGAUAUGCAGAUAAGGAUCGACCACGGUAAGAAAUGCAUACAUUUCGGGGUUGAUCUCUCCGAAGCUCAGAGGGAGGAUCAUCCCGAUGGGCCAGUUCUUCAAGCCAUGCCUUCGGAGCAGAUUCGGUGCCAGCUGGUAAAUAUGGCAACGGUUUUGCACCGUGCGGUGGCGGUAAUUAAUCCGAAUAAGAAGAAGGUUGAGAGGGAGAAGCUAAGAACUCAGCUGGUGGCUCAUUAUCACGAGACGAAGGUGAAGGAACAUCAGAGGAUUCUUGGCCGGCACAAGAUCAUCGAGGAGAGAAAGGAGUACAUAGAACACAUCAACAAUGUCAGGGAGGAGGAGGAGAUGAGGAGGCAAGAGGAACUCCAGCGGCAGCAGAAGCAGGUUGAGCAGAAACGACUGGAGCUCGAGAGGGAGGAGAGAGAGAAGAAACGAUACCAGAGCGAAAUGCAGCAGAUCAAAGAGCGUCACCUCAAGGAGAGGAUGCAGCAGAUAUCGCAGACAAAGCACGGGCAGAGAGUGCUCUCCAAGUUGGACGGUGACGAGAAGCUGGACGCGGAACAGAUCGCGGUUCGCGAAGCGGAGGAACUUCAAAAGGAGCGUAGGGAAAUGCAGCAGAAGCUCAAAUCCCAGGAGAAGAAGGUCGACUAUUUGGAACGAGCCAAACGGCUCGAGGAAAUUCCACUUUUGGAGAAGGCUGUCGAGAAGAAGAACGAACUCGCUAAACAGCAAUGGGAACAGCAGGAGGCUGAGCGAAUCGCGGCGGCGAUCGAGGAGCGACAGCAGGCGGUAAAGACGCGUGAGCGCAUGGCCAGGAUGAAAGAGGACCACGACACGUUCUUGGAAAGGAUUCUAGCCGAGCGUAGGAACAUUUAUCUUGAGAAGUUGAACAACUACGAGGUGAUGAUACGCGAGGAAAGAGCCAGGCGACUCCUUGAGAGGAAAAUUGAACGCAAGGAGGAGCGCAGAAUCAAGUGGGAGAGAGAGAGAGCCGAGGCUGCGGAGCGCAAACGACUCGAAGAACAGCGAGCCAGGGAAGAGGAGGAGAGAAAACAGCUUGAGGAACUGAGACUCCAGCGCGAGGAGGAGGAGAGAAUAUUGCGAGAAGAGGAGGAAGCCAAGGAGCAGGAACGGAUGGCCAAGCUUGAGAGGCAGGCCGAAAUACGAAGGGCACGAGAGGCAGAAAUCGAGAGGAAACAGGAAGAGGACAGGGCCAAGUCGGCUGACACCUGGAGGCGUGGCGUAGACAGAGAAGUGCCGCGUGAUCGCGAUUUCAGGGAUGGACCGCGGGAUCGUGACAUCAAGGAAUCGACUCGUCUGGAUGGACCACCGCGCCCAUCCAUGGAUUCGUCCUGGCGCCGCGGCGACGCACCGAGGGAUGAAGGAUCCCGCGACGAACCUGAACGAUGGAAACGUCGGGAGCUUGAGACUCGGCGGGAUGAUGACAACGUCGAAGGUGGAUGGAAACGACGCGAGCCUGAGAGGCGUGAUAAUCGCGACGAGGACGACAGAUUCAACCGUCGUGAGCCUUUGAAGGAUGGCGAAGAAGGCGAAAGAUGGAAGCGACUGAAAGAACCGGAAGAGGGAGACCGAUGGAAGAGGCCGAUCAGAGACAGAGACGAUAAUCGGGAUCGGGAAGAUGGCGACAGAUGGAAGAGGCGGACUGAUGAUCGCGACAGAGAUCGUGGAGAAAGAUUCGAAAGGAGAGAACCUGGAGGACGAGGUGGUUUCGACAGGAUGAAUAGGGAUGAUCGAUCCGGUAUGGAUCGCGACCGUGAUCGUGGAGGCGAUCGUGAUCGAGACAGAGACCGCGGAAUGGGCGGUGGUGGCUCCUGGCGCGAAGCUCCAAGGGAAGCCCCAACUCCUCGUUCGGAGGGACCACCCAGAGGUCGCGAAGAACGCGGUGAGAAGGAUACGCGCUUCAGGCGCGACGGCCCGCCCAGAUCUUCCGGUAAUUUGGAAUGGCGACGUGGAGAUGCGCCACCUCCACGUGACUCACCGAGAGAUUCUUUAAAGAGAGAAGAAAGACGAGACGACAGAGAUCGUAAGGAAGAAAGACCGCCGCCGCGCCGGGACGAGCGAAGGGAACCACCGCCUGCGGAAAACGAGGGAUGGUCAACGGUGAGCAGGCGUUAGAAGAUGCGAACGCGAUUUCUAUUCCGCGACGCGAUUUGAACAUCAAGAUACUAAGAAUAUUAACCGUCUAACUGAGAAUAAUAGGUUUCCCUACCUUUUGCAUUCGGCCCCUUCCCCGUCAGUAUUGCAUGCCAAAGUGUAGCGUCUCCGAUCCUUAAAUAUUGUGCGUGGCAAAGAAAAAUUACUUCCAGAGCUUGGCCAAUUAUGAAACGUAUUAGCAACGAAGUUUUCUCAGUUUACAGACGAUUUUUCAAUAUUUACAGACGUAUCGAAAACGAUCGAGCACAUCAGUUGAUUAAACCGAAGUAGUUUUUUUUUUGUCAACUUCUAACUUCAUUCUCAUCUACAAUUGUUGCGAAUUGAACUUUUGAGUACAAGGUUUCGGCAACAGCUGCCAUGAAGUGAAAUCGUAAAGUCGUGCAAAAAAAAUCUGCUGUUUUCCACAAUAUUCAUUAGAUUAAUUUAAAUUUAGAAACAUUGAGGGGAGGGGUAGAAUUUGGAAGGAAACUAACCAUACGAUUUUCUUUGCUCAUGAGAUUAUCUUGGCUCUUCAUUUCUUGCUUUUUACUCUCACAAUCAGUCGUACGUUGAACAGCGAUAAGAAGAAACGAUGCAGUGAAAUUUCAAACGAGACUAUUUUCAUUUAUUUUAUAUUGAUUUGAUUUUCUAAAUUUCCUUCGCUUUUAUGAUAAGAGUUUUCUUUUUCUCUUUCAAACGACUCAAAACCUCGUAAAGAAAAAAAGAAAAUCUUUAGACCAUUUCUUUCUCACUCUGGUAUUUGCGGCUCGAAUCCUGUGUUUUUUUUUUCUUCUUUUUUUCUGUUUUCGGCAUUCGAUUGGUGAUUCGAUGAGUCUAACUAACAUUUUAAAAAUUAAUUACACAUAUACAUAUAUAUACUACUUUAAUUAAUUAAUUAACGAUAAUAUCGAUGUAUUAAGCAAAUUCGAUGAUUGGUUUCCUUAAAUUUAGUCGUAUCAAUUCGCCGAGUCACAGUCUGGCUGUAUUCCUGUGAUCCGGUCGAUAUAUACAUACAUAUAUAUUAUGUUUAUACGAUCUUUUACGUUAUACAUUUAUUAAAGAAAUGUCUGUGAGUGGCUGAAAAAUUCACGUACGAAACGCGGCAUCGAAUUCGACUUAUUAUUAUCGGAUAUUCGUUAUGCUCGAGAUUUUUGUCGCGUUCGCACGAGAUAAUAAAGUUCUCUUAUAUCCUA